Messenger RNA from Vicia villosa (hairy vetch), 6017 nucleotides. Its product is annotated as tripeptidyl-peptidase 2-like. The coding region runs from base 121 to 2625 and encodes 834 amino acids. The record is from RefSeq and is a predicted model, not a curated record. NCBI's taxonomy places the organism in Eukaryota, Viridiplantae, Streptophyta, Magnoliopsida, Fabales, Fabaceae. Gene Ontology annotation, molecular function: serine-type endopeptidase activity; tripeptidyl-peptidase activity. The transcript has 19 exons. Gene Ontology annotation, cellular component: cytosol. Gene Ontology annotation, biological process: proteolysis.
CAUCAAAUUCCCCGCAUUACCCUCCUCUCUCACAAUUAAAAACAAUCACGAAGAGCAAAAAUCUUGAUCAACUUCAAUAACCACCACCACAAACCACACUACUGAAUUUUUCUCAAGGCAAUGCCUUGCUCUUCAUCGACUCCAACUACAACUGGUACCGAUAGCAGCAACAACAACAACAAAUUCAACAACGAGAAGAAGAAUACAAAAAGCGAUGGCUCUUCUCUCCGCGAUUUCAAACUGAACGAAUCUACCUUUUUAGCUUCACUCAUGCCGAAGAAAGAAAUCGGAGUAGAUCGGUUCCUUGAUUCUCACCCAAAUUACGAUGGUCGUGGUGCUCUCAUCGCGAUUUUCGAUUCUGGCAUAGACCCGGCUGUUGAUGGAUUACAGAUUACAUCAGACGGGAAACCAAAAAUUCUUGAUGUCAUUGAUUGUACUGGGAGUGGUGAUAUUGAUACCUCAAAGGUUGUGAAGGCUGAUGCAGAUGGUCGUAUUCGCGGGGCAUCAGGGGCAUCUUUGGUUAUCAAUACUUCAUGGAAAAAUCCUUCUGGUGAAUGGCACGUGGGUUAUAAAUUGGUUUACGAGCUCUUCACAGAAGAAUUGACCUCUCGUUUGAAGAAAGAAAGAAAGAAAAAAUGGGAUGAGAAAAACCAGGAGGAAAUUGCAAGGGCUGUAAAACAACUUGAUGAUUUUGAUCAGGAACACAUCAAGGUCGAAGAUGGAAAACUUAAGAGAGUUCGUGAAGAUCUGCAACAUAGGCUUGAUCUUCUGAGGAGGCAAUCUGAGAGUUAUGAUGAUAAAGGACCCAUUAUAGAUGCUGUUGCAUGGCAUGAUGGGGAGGUCUGGAGGGCUGCCCUUGACACACAGAGUCUUGAAGAUGAUCCGGAUUGUGGAAUGCUUGCUAAUUUUGUGCCUUUAACUAAUUAUAGGAUUGAGAGGAAAUAUGGUGUCUUCAGCAAAUUAGAUGCUUGCACAUUUGUUGUUAAUGUCUAUGAUAAUGGGAAUGUUUUAAGUGUUGUAACAGACUGUUCUCCCCAUGCCACCCAUGUUGCUGGUAUAUCUGCUGCUUUCCACCCAAAGGAGCCUUUGUUGAAUGGAGUUGCACCUGGCGCACAAUUAAUAUCUUGUAAAAUUGGGGAUGCCCGCUUAGGUUCAAUGGAGACAGGAACUGGUUUGAUUCGGGCACUGAUAGCUGCCGUGGAGCAUAAAUGCGAUCUCAUUAAUAUGAGUUAUGGUGAAGCAACUUUACUGCCCAACUAUGGACGCUUUGUUGACCUUGUGAAUGAGGCGGUGAACAAGCAUCGUCUGAUAUUUGUGAGCAGUGCUGGUAAUAGUGGUCCAGGAUUGAGCACAGUUGGUGCACCUGGUGGUACAUCUUCGAGUAUCAUCGGUGUCGGUGCAUAUGUUUCUCCUGCUAUGGCUGCUGGUGCUCAUUGUGUUGUUGAACCUCCUUCAGAAGGGCUUGAAUACACUUGGUCUAGCCGUGGGCCAACGGCUGAUGGAGACCUUGGUGUCUGUAUAAGUGCUCCUGGUGGUGCUGUUGCUCCUGUUCCUAAGUGGACUCUUCAACGGCGCAUGCUCAUGAACGGGACAUCAAUGGCAUCACCAUCAGCCUGUGGAGGAACUGCAUUGCUUAUAAGUGCAAUGAAGGCUGAGGGAAUUUCUGUGAGUCCAUAUAGUGUGAGGAAGGCUCUUGAGAAUACCUCAGUUCCCAUAGGUGAUUUGCCUGAAGAUAAAUUAUCCACUGGACAAGGGCUUAUGCAAGUUGACAAGGCUUUUGAAUAUAUACAAAAGUGUCAAAACUUUCCAUGUGUUCAGUAUCAGAUAAAUGUCAAUCAAUCUGGAAAAACAAGUCCUACAUCACGAGGCAUCUACCUGAGGGAGCCUAGUGCUUGCCGACAGACUACUGAGUGGAUAGUGAAAGUUAAUCCAAAGUUUCAUGAAGAUGCCAGCAACUUUGAGGAAAAGAUUCCUUUUGAGGAAUGCAUUGAGUUACAUUCUACUGAAAAGACUGUUGUGAAGACCCCUGACUAUCUCUUGCUCACUCAUAAUGGUCGUAACUUCAAUGUAGUUGUGGAUCCUUCCAAUCUAAGUGAUGGUCUUCACUACUAUGAAGUCUAUGGUAUUGACUGCAAAGCGCCAUGGCGUGGUCCUAUUUUCAGAAUUCCUAUUACCAUAACAAAGGCCAAGGCUGUAACUAACCAGUCUCUACAAAUUUCAUUUUCAAAUAUGUUAUUCCAGCCAGGGCAUAUAGAAAGGAGAUAUAUAGAAGUGCCACAUGGUGCAUCUUGGGCUGAUGUAACAAUGAAAACGUCAGGGUGUGACAUACCUCGAAAGUUUUUUGUGGAUGCUGUUCAGAUGUGCCCAUUGCAAAGACCUCUGAAAUGGGAAAAGGUGAUAACUUUUGCUUCUUCGGGUGCCAAAAACUUUACCUUUAAGGUAGUAAGUGGUCACACAUUGGAACUAGUCAUUGCUCAGUUUUGGUCAAGUGGCAUAGGGAGUCAUGAAGCUGCCAGUAUGAAUUUUGAGGUAACAGAAUUACUAUUUAAGAUAAAUGACAGAGAUCAUUUUUCUAAUAAAUACUCAUCACUGCCCUGUUUCAAUUCUAUAACUAAGGGCCAGUAAUUUCUAUAAAUACAUACACAUUAUUCAGCUAAUCAAAUCCCAUUUAUGAGAGUUUAAUCCUAUUUAAAUAUAAAAUAUACAACUAAUUAACACUUUGUACAGCUGGUUCUGACACUCCCCCUCAAGUUGGAGAGUGGAUGUUACCCAUUCCCAACUUGCUGAUAAUAGAUUGAAAUGUAGAGCCACUUAAUCCUUCUGUAAGAACAUCUGCCAGCUGAUUUCAAGUUGAUACAAAUGGUAUACAUAUUGUCCCACUAUCCAAUUUUUCCUUGAUGAAAUGUCUGUCUACUUCGACAUGCUUCGUUCUAUCAUGUUGCACUGGAUUAUGUGCAAUGUUUAUUGCUGACUUGUUGUCACAAUAUAGUUUCAUGGGUCCAUUCCAUUCAAUCUUUAGGUCAUGUAGAAUUAUUUUCAGCCAUAGGAGUUCACAAACACCUAAAGCCAUAGCCCGAAAUUCUGCUUCUGCACUUGACCUCGCAACAACGUUUUGUUUUUUGCUCCUCCAAGUCACCAAGUUUCCUCCAAGAAAAGUACAAUAUCCGGAUGUGGAUCUUCUGUCAUCUACUGAUCCAGCAUAAUCAGCAUCUGUAUAAGCUUCCAAAGUAAUUCCUUCACCCUUUGUAAAUAGAAUUCCUUUUCCAGGAGUGCCCUUCAAGUAUUGCAAAAUUCGAUAAACAGCUCUAAGAUGAUUUUCUUUGGAAUUAUGCAUGAAUUGACUCACCACUCCCACUGCAUAAGCUAUGUCUGGCCUAGUGUGAGAUAAAUAUAUUAACUUUCCAACCAGCUUUUGAUAGGAUUCUCUAUCCACACUUGCAUUUUCAACAAAUUCACUAAGUCUGUGAUUUUGUUCAAUUGGAGUUUCUACUGGUUUGCAUCCCAAUUUACCAGUUUCAGAUAAUAAAUCCAGCACAUAUUUCUGUUGAGAGAUGAAAAUACCAUGACUAGAGUGUGCCACUUCAAGGCCCAAAAAAUAUUUUAAUCUGCCCAACUCUUUUACUUCAAACUCUUUCAGCAAACACACUUUUAGGCUAUCCAUUUCUGCUUGAUGAUUUCCUGUUACAAUUAUAUCAUCCACAUAAACAAUUAGUGCAGUAACUCCCCCUAAGGCUGAAUGCUUAGUAAACAAAGUGUGAUCUCCCUGACUUUGUUUAAAUCCCAUAUCUUUCAUCACAGUAGUAAACCUGCCAAACCAGGCCCUAGGGGACUGUUUCAGUCCAUAAAGGGCCUUCUUUAGCUUACAAACUUUGCCUUUCUCAAAGCUGAACCCAGGUGGGACCUCCAUGUAAAUUUCUUCUUCAAGGUUCCCAUGUAGGAAAGCAUUCUUGACAUGGAAUUGCUGCAAAUUCCAUCCAUAAUUAGCUGCUAGAGAUAACAAAAUUCUGACGGUGCUCAUUUUUGCGACGGGAGAGAAAGUCUCAUGAUAGUCAACCCCAUACGUUUGUGUGUACCAUGAGGUUCAACUCUCAUUUGUCAAACAUUCUUUUUCAAUUUUUGUAAUAUCAACAUGCCCAAAUGCUUCUCCUUGUAGCUACUGUCAUCUCAAUAUUUUUAGUUGACAAGUAUGGUAGAAGAAACUUAUUUCUAUGAAGCUACAUUAGAAAUUUUAUAGCUAUAAUUAUUUCAGGUUAGUUUUGAAUUUUGAUAUAUUCCUUAGUUAAGUUAUGUUUGAUGUUGAGAAAUGUCUUUGUCUUUAUUAAUUGAAUUAUGGAUCACAUAUGUCUCAAUAUAUUUUUAAUGUACUAGUUCACAUUUAAUCAUUGGUUAGUUUUUUUAAAAAUUAAUAUAUUUUGUGGGGGAUACAAACCUCCAUAAUAUGUUUUAAAUUAAAUUUAAUAUAAAUAACGACAGUUUGAAACCGUCGUAAUCAAAAUUAAAAAAAGAAUUCAAACUAAAAUUCACGAUGAUUUGUAACAGUCGCUACUUACAAUUUAUGACAGUUUACUACACGUCGUGAUUGAUAACAACGGUUGGAGUGGCGGUUUUAGCAACACAGUUACACAACAGUCGCGUCUUGUAACUUGUGGCGGUUAAAACCGUCGUAAUCUGCCAAAACUAACCAUCGCAAUUUGCUAAUUUUUUGUAGUGGAGUUUCGUAGAAUUGAUUUUGACAUAAUUGAGUUCAACAUAAUUGAUUUAUGUUUGGAUAAUUUUAUGCAAAGGUGGGUUAAACAAUAUGUUUCAGUGUAAAGAUUUCUCAUAAUCAAUUCUGAAGGUAGAAGCUACAAAUUUUAACUUCAAGUAGAAUAAAUUCUGGAGCCAUAAUCAAUUCUACUUUUAAAAAAAACCAAACACCUUAAAAUCACUUAGAAUCAAUUCUACAUCUCUAUAAUUUAUUAUGGGUCUUGUAGAAGUGGAACCAAACAUUCACUUCAUCACGAUGAAAUUGCGAUAUGUAUAAGUUGGUCACAUGAUUAUGAUUGGUUAAUAUCAGAACAAAAUAAUUCAAUGAUAUUAUUUUGAAUAUACAAAUACCAAUCUCUUUUAAUAGAAGUAAAGAGUUAUGACCUAAUGGGCCUUACUAAAGAUCCAAACUUAAACUACUAAUAACAUAAAAAAUAACAAAAUGAUAAAACUAAUUAUUUAUAACACUCCCCUUCAAGCUAGUGAGUGUAUAUCUAUCAUUCAGAGCUUGAAAGUAAUUUCUUCAAAGUUAUUAUUGUUAUGACCUUUGUAACAAUCCAAUUUUUAUUUCAAUAUAUAUUUAUCAGGUGUUUAUUUUUAUUAAUUAUUAUUUAUGUGAUAAUUAAUUAUUUGGUGUGUUUUGUGAUUAUUUGAAUGUAUGUGGUAUUUGAAUAGUUGAGUAGAUGUGUUCAGAUUAGUAAUUAGCUGAUGAGCCUAAUUAAUUAGAAUGUGAGACUGGGUGAGUUAAGCCCAAAUAACAAAAUAGAGUUAGUAAAGGUGUUAUGUUAGAAAACUCUAAAUUAGAGAAAUAGAAAUAAAAGAGGCUAGAAGAAAAGAGAAUAAAAGAGAAAAAGAGGAGAUUCUUGAAGAAGAAUGACUAGAGAUUCCAUCUGAGCCAAGGUAAGAGUGUGAAUCCAAGUGAUUAUGGGUAGAUAUAAUUGGGUAAUGUAUGUGAGGUUAGAAAAUGCAUAAUUUAGGAUUGAUAGUUUACUUUCAUGAGUGUUGUCUUAGAAUUGGUAUGUUAAUCCAUAAAUGAUGUGAAAUCUAACUUGUUAUAAUUAUUCUAUGUAUGAUUCUAUGAAUGGGUAUGAAAAUAACAUAUGGUUUGGUGUAUGCAUGCUGAUUUUGUGAAAUCCUAACUUUAGAGAUUAUGAUAGAAACCAUGAAUUUGAUUUGUGAGUUAUGUAUUGAUGUUCAUCAUUGAUUAUGUGUGUUAUAUAUGUGAUAUAAGCGCGAAAUUUGUGAUAAAAUCUGAACUAGAACUGAUUUUG